UCGGAGACGAGGGGAGGAAUUUCCACUUGACUUUUCCGCGCGGUGGGAGGGGGGUGAGGAGAUGGACGAUGUUUCUUUAAGAGCGAGGGCGAGUGAGGAGGAGAGAGAGAAAGGGAGGGACCUCUUUGCCCUCCAGAAACCAGGAAGGGAAUUGAGUUGAUCUGCUGCCGCUCGGUUAGCGCGUACGGGGGGGGGGCUUGAAGCCUGCACAACAGUGACAAGAGGCAGGGAGAGGAGAGGAAGAGCCACGCGGAGGGAAAGGAGAGAAAAGAAAGAGAGAAGAAGAAGGAGGAGAGGAGGAGAGCGGAGGGCUUGCGCUAACCCCCCCCACCGACAAGCAGCACCACGGCCAUCGCAGACAGGCAGACAGACGGACGGCAGGACGGAUACACGGGUGGGGGCUGUGCUGGGCGGCUCGGCGGCAGGCUGGUGGAAGAUGUCGUCCGGAGCCGGCGGGAGGGGAGGAAGGCGGCUCAGAGGGACGGCGGGGGGAGGGGGCGGCGGAGGCCGAGGAGGAGCGGGGGAGGCCGAAGAGGGCCCCGUGGGGAUCCCCUUCCCCGAGCACAGCGCCGACAUCCUGGGCAGCCUCAACAAGCAGCGGCUCAGCGGUAUGCUGUGCGACGUGCUGCUGGUCACGCAGGACCGCGAGUUCCCGGCCCACCGGUCCGUCCUGGCCUCCUGCAGCUCCUACUUCCACAAGCUGUUCACGUCGGGGGCGGCCGCCGAUCAGCGCAACGUGUAUAACAUCGACUUUGUGGCGGCCGAGGCCCUCGGGGCGCUGCUGGACUUCGCCUACACGGCCACGCUGACCGUCAGCCACAGCAGCGUGGCUGACAUCCUCGCGGCCGCACGCCUGCUCGAGAUCCCUCCCGUUCAGGACGUCUGUACGCACCUGCUGGACACCAAAGUGCUCUCCCCGCCGGCGGGCAGCGAGCAAAGAAACGAGGAUGAGUUGAGGGGCAGAGGAGGAAGCGAGCAGGGAAACCAGGUUCUGGCCCGGGAGUUCCUGGAGUACUUCCAGAGAGGGGCGCACUGGAGCAGCAGCUGCAGCACGCCAGAACUCGGGGACCUGCCCACGCACCUGCACUUUAACCACGGCAACAGCAGGACCCCCAGCAACGGCGCGCCCGGUGGCCCCGGUGAGUACUACUCCCCCCUUGCCCUCGCCUUGGCCCAGGCCCCCGCCCAUGAGCCAGAAGAGGAAGAAGAGGAGGAAGAGGACGACGAGGACGGCGAAGCGGUGCAGCGCAACGGUAUCGGCCUCGGGUCCUUUUACUACCCGACCUCCCAGAACGGGCACUUCUACCUCCCCCCCGAGGCUCGGCCCGGGCACGACGGGCCGGAAGCGGAAGACGCCGCCCUGCAGCUGAUGGCGAGGGAGAGGGGCUCGGCCAGCGCCCUCUUGCAGCAGAUGAUGGACUCCAUCGAGCGGCAGAAGCAGCGCGGCGCCGCCGGGGAGGAUCCGGACGACGGCGACGACCCGGAUAUGGAAUUUUAUUACAAUUACUUCAACAGCACUCAGCUGGAGGACGCGGCUUCCGCCACCGUGACGCCGGGGGUGCCGCCGCUGUGGUUGGCGCGGGGCAACGGCAGCCACGACAGAGGGGAGAGGGGCGUCGGCGAGCGGGGCGGCGGGAGCGGCGGGGGCGGCGGGGAGAGGAAGAUGCGCUCAAAGGCCUUUCAGAAGUGCCCCAUAUGCUCCAAGGUCAUUCAAGGAGCGGGCAAGCUACCCCGCCACAUCCGAACCCACACGGGGGAGAAACCCUACGAGUGCGCCAUCUGCAAAGUGCGCUUUACCAGGCAGGACAAGCUCAAGGUUCACAUGCGGAAGCACACGGGAGAGAAGCCUUACCUUUGUACGCAGUGCGGGGCCGCCUUCGCUCACAACUACGACCUGAAAAACCACAUGCGCGUCCACACCGGCCUGCGCCCCUACCAGUGCUCCAGCUGCUUUAAGACUUUCGUGCGCUCGGACCACCUGCACCGCCACCUCAAGAAGGACGGCUGCAACGGCAUCCCGUCCCGCCGGGGUCGAAAGCCCCGGGUGCGGGAGCCCGGGCUCCUGGACGCCCCGUUGGGUCUGCUCAGCCCCGGCUCGGACACCGGCCUGGAGCCCCACGUCAUCAAGGGACGCCAGCUCUCGGAAGCGCUCGAGGGUGAGGCGGAGGGGCCCCGCGGGCGCGGUGCGCAGCUGGCGAGGGGUCCGGACCCCGAGACAAACACUUGAGAAUUUGACGGACACCCUCGCGAACGUCGCUCUGCUCCGACUGUCCGCACAGAGGAGGGGGGAAAAAAAAAAAAACACUUUAAAAAAGAAUCUAUAUGUAAAAAAAAAAAAAACUAAUAUUGCUCUAUAAACCAAAUCAGGGUGUCACAAAAAAAUGUUUAUCUUAGCAGUUUUUUCUUUUUCUUUGGGGGGUAAAAAAAAUAAGACGUGAAAGCACUUGAGUCGGUUUAAAGAGCAAAAAAAAAAAAAAAAAAAAAAACGCUUCAAAUCACACACCCGCAAUGUCCACUUUCUGGGCCGUUUCUUUCUUAUCAAUAAUAAUAACGGGGUUUUUAUACAUUGGCAUAAUGUAUAAAGGACACUAAGAAACUAUGCAGUUGAUUUUAGUUUAUUUUUUAAAUCGGUCGAGUUCUGAGCAAAGGGUGUCUGAGCUCCUUCCGGCUGCCGUACGGGUGAAGCGAGGACAAAUCUUUCCCAGAAAAAACAGCUCCAUUUUUUUUUUUUUUUUUGAUUCUUUUGCAGGCCUAGCGAUGUACAGUUACCAUAGAAACAACAUUGCCAUAAUAUGGCAUAUGCAAGGAAAAACUCACCACACUUGUGAUGCAACAGCUCACUCGCUCGCUCGCUCGCUCGCUCUCCAAAUGCUCCGGGAAGAGUCCUAGACGAGGGUUUGAUCGAAGUGUUACUUACUUGACGACGUAAUUAUGGAUUGGGAGAAUCUUUAUCGUUAAUCUCUGCGAACGAGUCAAAUCCGCGUUGUUGGGGGCUCGACGACGGGACGGGGGAGGGGAGUACGGGGCUCUGUUUUGAAAACGCCGCCACUGCCCUCGCACCCCUGCAAUUUAAGUCUUAAGUCGUUUUUUUUUUUUUUUAAUUUGACUGGGUACUUGACACUUUAUAAUUGUAUACAUGUAUAUACACCGUCUUGUGGGGAGGGGGGGGGCGAUCUUGACAUCCCUUUUAACUGUUCUGGCUUCUCCUCGUGGGCUGGAUGUCUUUUUUUUUUUUUUUUUUCUUACAGCGUUGGCAAACAAACCCGUAUGAAUGUUUGUUGAGCAAUAGCAUGGCGUCACCUGAGUGGUUGCGGGGGGGGGGGGGGGCACUCGGCAGUUCCUGCCUGAAAAUGAUGAGCAGUGAAAAUGAAUGUGCUUCACUUUGUGCAGCGUCCUUGUGAGAACGAUAAGAAAAGUUGAGCGCGUCUUUUUCUUUUUGUUUGCACAGCUUCACUAAAGACAUCUUCGGGUAUAUUUAAAGGAAGAUCAUUUUGUUUGAAAUAGCUUUGCUUUUCGGGACCGUGCACCCCUCCCACCCCCGGGCGAUUGGUAGAAAAAGCGGUAAAUACCUGUCCGAGCCAGCGGGCCAAAUUGGGAGUCCAGCUGCAGCUGGUUUUGCGGGAGGGGAGGGGUGGGGAGGACCUCGCCAUGUCUGUUGCAUUCCAAAAAAAUAAUCUCCCCCAGCUCAGCCACGUUUCCAUGCAGGAGGGGAAGGGCGGGGGCUGAAGGGGGGGAUCAGAUCAGGUCUCUCUCUCUCUCUCCCUCCUCCUCUCUCUGGUCCUCUAAUGCCCUUAAGGGAUCUGAUUAUAACAAAGGCCGGUGUUACCGUGGGUGUACGCGUAUGCGUGGCGGCCAGGGUCCCUCUGGCCACAUCAUCGGCGUGUGAGUCAGCCCCGGCCUGUUCGAACACGCACCUUCGGCUGCCGGCCUCGGCACACUCCACCGUCUCUCCUAAAAGUAGCAGCCGCCGAUCGUCUGGAAGUAAACAAGUGCCGCCGGAAUUUGAAAUGCCGCAGAAAACAGGGAUUUGAACUUGAAAAGUAAAGUCAUCACAUUUUCAAUUGUUGUAUUUCAGACGGCGAAUUGUAGCCGGUCGAAUUGUUAACAUUGAAAAGUUACACUGAAAUACGACGAUUGAAAAUGUAAUCACUUUGCAUUUCAAAUUCAAAUCAUGGUGGCACUAAUCUACUUCCAUACGAUCGGAGCCGGGUCGCCAUCGCACUGCAAAGGUGGCGCAAAUUUCCGGAAACACGUAACACGGAUUGGAGUGAAUUCCUCCCUCGGUAUUCUUACGUUGUAACGCAGGGGUGUCAAACUCGUUUUUGUCGCGGGCCACGUUGGUUUCCCCUCGGAGGGCCUUUGUGACUGUGAAACCGUGAAAAUCUUUCGCCUCCACAUGAAAUUUAGGAACUAGUUUUGAGAACUCAAGCGUAAUCUGUCCCAAUCCCAACUAUUGUUCAUGUUUUGGGAACACGAAAAUGCUUGAAUAGCGCAACUUUAUCGUUUACGAUAUGACAAUUUGAAAUGUUGUUACAGGUUUUCCACAAAAUUCCUGGACGUUGAUGUGCAUGACUUGCCUUCGUGGGCCACAUAAAAUCACGCGGUGGGCCGGAUUUGGCCCCCGGGCCUUGAGUUUGACACCUUUGUUGUAAUGCAAUGCGCGGGGGUGGGGGGGAAUCAUCUCUCGGCCAAUCAGCAAACGGCUAUGGCGUAAACUCCGCUCUCUACAUACUUCCUAGUUUGCCUGGUGGUGAAAUGUGGGAGAGUACAGGUCGGAUACUUUUGGGCCUUUGCAUUGGGGGCAAUGACCGACUGAGGCGGGGAGGGGGGCUAAAUUGUACUGCUUGGUGGAAAAGGAGUCACAUCUCUGAAUUGGGGAUGGGCAUUUAAAUUGCUUUAAUUGAACUACAGGGGAAAAUUAACCAAGUCGUUAUUUUGUUAAACCUGAAUUGAAUGUUCCAGGUCGGCGGAGUUCGACUUCCCGUAGCCGCCGUCGCAUUUUUAUUUUAUUUUUUUUCAUCUUUUCGACUACAAACUAGUCGAGCCUGAAUCAGCAGUGCCGCACUGCGCUCCGUCGUCACAGAUUUGUUCACGCCGGUCCCCCGUCCCCGACUUAAAACAUCCCCCAAAACUUUCCCUCCCAGACCACCUCUGCUGUACUCCCUCCCAUGUCCUGAAUUGCACCUUAAUCAGAACGAGACGGGUUCUGAAAGCACUUUGUUACAACGAGGGCACUUUUGUCAACAAAAAACGGGUACUUUUGAGAAAAAGAAAAAGAAAAAAAAAAAAGUUGCAAAUGAGAUCGGCCCUUUCUUCUCUCAAUGGUGGUUAAAAAAAAAAUGCUAUUUUUCCUUUUUGUUUUUU
Molecule: messenger RNA, 5364 nt
Organism: Syngnathoides biaculeatus (alligator pipefish)
Lineage: Eukaryota; Metazoa; Chordata; Actinopteri; Syngnathiformes; Syngnathidae
Gene: zbtb7a
Product: zinc finger and BTB domain containing 7a
Exons: 4
Coding region: 437-2227 (596 amino acids)
Biological process (GO): regulation of transcription by RNA polymerase II
Molecular function (GO): protein binding; RNA polymerase II cis-regulatory region sequence-specific DNA binding; DNA-binding transcription factor activity, RNA polymerase II-specific
Source: RefSeq, a predicted model, not a curated record